Messenger RNA from Prorocentrum cordatum, 462 nucleotides. The record is from the annotation of a GenBank genome assembly. NCBI's taxonomy places the organism in Eukaryota, Dinophyceae, Prorocentrales, Prorocentraceae.
AUGGCCGGCUACCUCGCCAACUUUGCCGCCCGCGGAGACCCCAACGGCCCGGGACUUCCCCGGUGGGAGCAGGCCACGGCCACUUCGGAGCAGGGCUUGCCAGGCAGUUGGAUGCAGCUGGGGCCGGAGGAGGCGUGCAUGGAGGAGCUCGGGCCCCUCUUCCGCGCCAGGGCAAUGCUGCUGGCCUCGGAGUACUUCGGGAGGCGCCUCCGCGCGGAGCUCCGCCGCGGCGAGCUCGCGGCGCCGGGGGGCGGCGAGGGCAGGAGGCGGUGCACCGCUCUGGUCGCAUGCCAGGAUGGCACGGGCGAGGCGCAGGAGGGCGGCGAGGGAAGCCCCGACAGGAAGAGGCGCUGCACAGCCUCGGGCGAGGCCGACGGGGAGAAGGUCUGCCCGGCGUUCGCGGAGCUGGGGCAGCCGGAGCAGCGGGUCGAGACGGAGAGGCGCUGGGGAGGACCUGCCUGA